Molecule: messenger RNA, 4242 nt
Organism: Betta splendens (Siamese fighting fish)
Lineage: Eukaryota; Metazoa; Chordata; Actinopteri; Anabantiformes; Osphronemidae
Gene: wdr19
Product: WD repeat domain 19
Exons: 36
Coding region: 124-4173 (1349 amino acids)
Biological process (GO): cilium assembly; intraciliary retrograde transport
Cellular component (GO): intraciliary transport particle A; cilium
Molecular function (GO): protein binding
Source: RefSeq, a predicted model, not a curated record
UGCAGACGCUGUAGAGUGAAGUAUUGUGGGAUACUCGUAACAGUUAUGCUGUGUUUUUCGCACGGAGAAUGCCGAGUUAGUGUGUAACGCUAGCUUUCAAGGAUUUACAAGGAUUUCUCCAGGAUGAAGAGUGUUUUCGUUCUUACUGAAAAGACCUGGGCGGGUUCUAACCUACUAUAUAAGUGGCAGAGAACCCUUGGCAAUUACAUUGCUGUUGCAGGACAGGACAACUCAGUGAAAAUAUUUGAUAGACAUGGACACAAGUGGACUGAAAUUAACCUGCCAGGGCGCUGUGUGGGUAUGGACUGGGAUAAGGAUGGAGACAUUUUGGCAGUAAUCACUGCCAAAUCCAGCUCUAUCUACCUCUGGGACGCCAGUGUCAGUAAAACAUCUCAGAUAGACAGUGGCAUGAAAGAUCAAAUGUCAUUCAUCCUGUGGUCAAAGACAAGCCCACUGUUGGCAGUUGGAACAGUCAAAGGAAAUCUGUUGAUCUACAAUCAACAGACAUCACGCAAGAUCCCCAUUCUGGGUAAACACACUAAAAAGAUCACCUGUGGGUGCUGGAAUUCCCAUAACCUGCUUGCUCUGGGUAGUGAUGACAACACGUUGAGCAUCAGCAAUCACGAAGGGGACACCAUCAGGCAGACAGGACUUCGUGGUGAGCCUGCUGAAAUUUACUUCUCAGUGAUGAAGACUGAUGAAAGGUCCUCUCAAGGAGAGAACACUGUGAGUGUGUCUGUGGGCAAGAAGAUACUGAUUCUUUUCAAUAUCAAUGACCCAGAAGAUCGGAUAGAUUUGACUUUUCAGCAUCGCUAUGGAAACAUUGUGUCCUAUCGCUGGUUUGGUGAUGGGUAUAUACUUAUUGGCUUCUCCCAUGGAUACUUUGUGGUUAUUUCUACUCACAUCAGUGAGAUUGGUGAAGAGCUCUACCAGGCUCACAACCAUAAAGAUAGUCUUAACAGUGUGGCCAUUUCUUCAACACUAAAUAAGGCUGCUUCCUGUGGAGACAACAGCAUUAAAAUCCACGAGCUGUCUGAGCUCAAAGAUAUCAGCAAUGUUAUUCAGUUGGAUGAUGAGACUAAAGGGCUAGAUCAGCUGAGCUGGACAGAUGACGGACAGCUUUUGGCAGUUUCCACGCAGAAAGGGACUCUUCAUGUUUUCCUGACCAAACUUCCCAUUCUGGGUGGCAGUUUUGGUACCCAGCUGGCCUACCUCACCUCUCUGCUAGAGGUCACUGUGUCCAACCAGGUGGAAAGGGAGAAUCCUGUGUCCAUAGAAGUGGACGUAGAACCAACCUUCAUUGCGGUGGGACCAUACCAUGUGGCCGUUGGUAUGAACAACAGAGCAUGGUUCUAUGCACUGGUAGAACAAGAACCUGGUUUUAUUAAGCUGAAAGAUGUUGAGUAUUUGGGAACGAUAGCCAGCAUGUGCCUUAACUCAGACUAUGCAGCAGCACUAUUUGAAGGAAAGGUGCAGCUGCACAUGAUCGAGGGCAAAGACCAGGAGGAGAGGAAGCAGAUGAAGUUGUUCCCAGAUGAUGACCGACAGGGUCGGAUCCUCUGUCACGCCCUUACCACUGACUUCCUGUACUACAGCACUGAUUCAGGUAAUGUGAUAUGUGUCUUGGUGGAAGAGUUGGAGACUGUGAACAGCUACAGCCAUUCAGUUGGUGUAAGGAAGGUCUUCCCUGACCUAAAUGGCACACACCUGGUGUUUAUCGAUGACAAGAACUGUGGCUUCUUACUUUCCCCUGCAAAUGCCACAGAUUCCUGCUUUGAGCUCCCAAAUUUCUCUCCCACCAUCACAGGAGUGCUGUGGGACAACUGGCAUGCUGAUAGAGGAGUGUUUGUAGCUUAUGAUGACGACAAGGUCUACACUUAUGCUCUGCAUAAAACCACUGUCUAUGGUCCACGAGUGGUGUUGGUGGGAAGCACUGCGCUUCUCUUUUCCCAGAAACCGUUGCUUUUGUACAACGGGGAGCUGACCUGUCAGACAACGAGCGGCAAGACCAGUGAUGUGCUCCUCAGCACACACUCCUUCCUCAAGUAUUCUGUCAGCGCGCCAACAGAAUCAUUGCCAGAGAUUAGCAAGCAACUCGCCCAGGCACUCAUGCUCAAGAGGCUCCAUGAAGCCUGGGAUCUAUGUAAGGCUGCAGGCAGUGCCGCAGACUGGGCAGAGUUAGGCCAAGCCUGCAUGGUCCACAUGGAGGUGGACCUGGCUAUACAGGUGUACCGUAUGAGUGGCAAUGUGGGCAUGGUCCUAUCACUGCAAGGCAUCCAGGGUAUAGAUGACAUGAAUUUACUGGCAGGGCAUUUGGCCAUGUUUCUGGGUGACUACAACCUGGCUCAGGACCUGUAUCUGUCCUCAAACAGCCCCAUCGCUGCCCUGGAGAUGAGAAAAGACCUGUUGCACUGGGACAGUGCUCUUAUGUUGGCCAAGAGGCUAGCGGAGGACCAGAUUCCCUUUAUAUCCAAAGAAUAUGCAGCUCACCUGGAGUUUGUUGGAGACUAUGUAAAUGCUUUGGCACACUAUGAGAAAGGCAUGACCCACAAUGAAAAAUUCCAGGACCACGAAGAGGCCUGUCAGGCAGGUGUAGCCAGGAUGUCCAUCAGAAUGGGGGACAUCAGGAGAGGAGCUGCGCAGGCGAUUCAACACCCAAGUAGAGUCCUCAAGAAGGAAUGUGGAGCCAUUCUGGAGAGUAUGAAGCAAUUUCCUGAAGCUGCUCAGCUCUAUGAGAAAGGCCAGUAUUAUGACAAGGCUGCUUCUGUCUACAUUCGUUACAAGAACUGGGUGAAGGUGGGAGAGCUGCUCCCACAUGUCUCCUCCUCCAAGAUCCAUCUGCAGUACGCCAAGGCCAAGGAGGCAGAUGGAAAGUAUAAGGAGGCAGUACGGGCUUAUGAGAGUGCAAAGGACUGGGACAACAUGAUCCGCGUUCUACUGGAUCACCUGAACAACCCAGAGGAAGCUGUUCAGACUGUCAGGGAGACACAGAGCAUCGACGGAGCAAAAAUGGUUGCUAGGUUCUUCCUGCGACUGAACGACUAUGGCUCAGCCAUUCACUUCCUGGUUCUGUCUCAGUGCAAUGAUGAAGCCUUCCAACUGGCACAGCAGCACGGACAAAUGGAGGUUUACGCAGACAUCAUUGGCCCUGAGGCCACACAGGAGGAUUACCAGAGCAUCGCUCUUUACUUUGAGGCAGAAAAGAAACACCUGCAGGCUGGCAAGUUUUUUCAGAAGUGUGGGCAGUACAGCAGAGCCUUGAAACAUUUCCUGAAGUGUCCCAACUCUGAAGACAACUUGGCAGUUGAGAUGGCUAUUGAGACGGUGGGUCAGGCCAAAGACAGUUCCCUGACAAGUCAGCUGAUUGAUUACCUGAUGGGGGAAAGUGAUGGUAUUCCCAAGGAUGCCAAGUAUCUGUUUCGUUUGUACAUGGCCCUUCAGCAGUACAGAGAAGCUGCUCGCACCGCCAUCAUCAUCGCCAGAGAAGAGCAGUGUGCAGGAAAUUAUCGCAACGCUCAUGAUGUGCUGUUCAGCAUGUACACAGAGCUUCAGGCCCAGAAGAUUAAGAUCCCUGCUGAGAUGGCCACCAACCUGAUGAUCCUUCACUCCUACCUGCUUGUCAAGAUUCAUGUGAAGAGAGGAGAUCACUUAAAAGGGGCACGCAUGCUAAUUCGUGUCAGCAACAAUAUCAGCAAGUUUCCUGCUCAUGUUGUUCCCAUUCUGACGUCGGCUGUCAUCGAGUGUCACCGUGCUGGGCUGAGGAAUUCCGCCUUCAGCUUUGCUGUCAUGCUGAUGAGACCAGAGUAUCGAAACGAGAUUGACGCAAAGUACAGAAAGAAGAUUGAGGCCAUGGUCCGUCGUCCUGAUACAUCAGAGCUGGAGGAAGAAACUACUCCUUGUCCCUUCUGUGGCUUCCAGUUAUCCCAGAACGAGCUGCUGUGUAUCUCCUGCAAGAACAACCUGCCCUACUGCAUCGUCACGGGUCGCCACAUGUUGAAAGAAGACUGGUCCAUGUGUCCUCACUGUGAAUUUCCUGCUCUCUACUCUCAGUUCAUUCUGUUGCUGGAGACAGAGACCACAUGCCCCAUGUGUUCUGAGACUUUGAGUGUCAAUCAGCUGAAAAAGAUUUUAGAUUGUUCCACAUACCUUCACAACGAUCAACUGGAUCAAUAACAAAUGUAUAUAAAUGUUACACCUGGUGAAAUUCUAUUUGUAUACAUAAAUGAUAUUUUCGAGAAUUUA